This is a messenger RNA of Penicillium pulvis, 1971 nucleotides long. Its product is annotated as Sec1 family protein. The record is from RefSeq and is a predicted model, not a curated record. Gene Ontology annotation, cellular component: CORVET complex; fungal-type vacuole. Bases 1 to 1971 code for a protein of 656 amino acids. Gene Ontology annotation, biological process: vesicle-mediated transport; intracellular protein transport. Lineage: Eukaryota; Fungi; Ascomycota; Eurotiomycetes; Eurotiales; Aspergillaceae. The transcript is spliced from 4 exons.
AUGGCACCUCAGGGAGAUGCUGACCACUGCAGAGACAAGGCCCGCAGGGACCUGCUGGCCCUGCUUGAGGGCGCUCGGGGCAAGAAGAACCUCGUUAUCAGUCAGGAACUGGCCGGUCCAGUCGGUCUCUUCGUCAAAUUCUCCGUACUGCAGGAAUAUGGCGUAGAUCGAGUGUUCUUGCUGGAAAAUGCGAACAUUGACUCGUCUCAGCGCAAUGUCGUAUUCCUCAUUCGGGGCGAGAAGGCGCAGCAUGUGCGUAUUGUCGCAGAACAAAUCAAACGAUUGCAGAACAACGGGAAUGUGGAGCAUGAAUUCUUCAUCUUCUUUACUCCCAGGCGGACCCUUGUGAGCAAUGCCGUACUGGAAGAGGCCGGCAUCACUGGCGAUGUCAAUAUCGCCGAGUUUCCGCUUCAUUUUUUACCGCUUGAACAAGAUAUCUUGUCACUAGAGCUGGAAAGUGCUUUCGGUGACCUUUACUUGAACAAGGACCCCGGAUGUAUCUUCCAUUCUGCCAAGGCGUUGAUGGGAAUUCAACAGCGUCACGGCUAUUUUCCUCGUAUCGUUGGCAAAGGCGACAAUGCACGACGGUUGGCAGAUCUUUUGCUGCGCAUGCGCAAAGAGCUUGAUGCAGAAGAAAGCUCCGGGUUGGCAGAUCCAUCCGCCCGGGGGCUACUUCCCAGUGCAAAUACAGAGAACCUCAUCAUUAUCGACCGUGAUGUGGAUUUUGGAACUCCACUGUUAACGCAACUCACAUACGAAGGCCUGAUUGAUGAAUACGUCGGCAUCAAGAACAACCAAGCUGAUGUUGACACCAGUAUUGUGGGACAGGGACCAGCACCACAGGCCCAAGAAUCAUCUAAGACGCCUCAGCAGGCCAAGCAAGGUCUGAAAAGGAAGAUUCAAUUAGAUGCAUCCGACCAACUGUUCAAUCAGCUGCGAGAUGCAAACUUUGCUAUUGUGGGCGACAUCCUGAACAAGGUAGCCCGCCGCUUAGAAACCGAGUAUGAAAGCCGCCAUACCGCGAAAACCACAAACGAGCUCCGAGAAUUUGUCAACAAAUUACCCACUUACCAGCUGGAGCAUCAAUCGCUUCGGACCCACACUAAUCUCGCAGAGGAGAUCAUGCGUCUGACCCGCUCCGAGACCUUCCGGAAGAUCCUUGAGGUGCAGCAAAACAAUGCCGCGGGAGCCGACCCCACAUAUCAACAUGAAACAAUCGAAGAGCUCAUUGCUCGCGAUGCGCCCCUGAAGAGCGUGCUUCGACUCCUGUGUCUGGAGUCGUGUAUGGCCGGAGGCCUUCGUCCUCGGGACCUAGAAAACUUCAAGCGCCAAGUUGUUCAGGCCUACGGACACCAGCACCUCCUGACUUUCUGGGCUCUGGAGAAAAUGGAACUCCUUCAGCCCCGAUCUUCUGCAACGACCAUGCUUCUCCCCACUUCUGGAUCCCAGGCGGGCACAAAGACUAAUUACGGAUACCUGCGGAAGAACUUGCGUCUCGUCAUCGAAGAAGUCAGCGAGAAAGACCCUAACGACAUCUCUUACGUCUACAGUGGAUUUGCCCCACUCAGCGUGAGAUUGGUCCAGUGCGUAUUGCAAAAGCCAUACAUCUUAUCUCUCAUCAAGGGCGGAUCACCUGUGGCAUCCAUAAACAACGCUAGCACUGCCUCUCCCGGCUGGCUCGGAUUCGAAGACGUGGUCAAGAGUGCUCGGGGAUCCACCUUCAGUAUUGUCCAGAAGGGCGAUGACAAGGCCGUUCGGGCCCGCCAAACUCUUAGUGGUAAUAAUGCUACGAAGGUGGUGUAUGUGUUCUUCCUGGGUGGCAUUACAUUCACGGAGAUCGCUGCAUUGCGAUUCAUUGCGGCCCAGGAGGCGCCACGCCGGAAAAUCAUUAUUUGUACGACCGGUAUUAUCAGUGGCGAUCGCAUGAUGGAAGCCGCUAUUGAGAAGCAGAGCUUCGCAAAAGCCGAGUAG